AUGAGUCCGAGCGUGCCCGAACUGGACAAAGACGAUGCGAAAGAGGCCGCCUGGGAAGAAGACGGCGUUGCGCUCCGGCCCUCGCUCAGCCAGCACCUGACAUGUGUUGGGCUGAUCAUCAAGGCAGAUCCCUUGGCAGCGGGGAUAAUCGAAAAGUACAUGCUUGGAGAGCCGGUACAGUACAAGAGAUGGUAUUACAGGCGCGUAAUAAAUUGCGGUGCGAUGGACACAGACUGGAUGGGGGCAGGUAAUCUUACCAGGCCACAAUACAGAAAUUCUUCAAGUCUGGAAAAUCUGUAUGGACGGAACAUUUUCCCUUCCAUGCUGCUCUGCUGCGUCUUACUGCGCUGCCUGUCCGUCCUGCCCAUCCUGCCUGUGUCUGUCUUCACGUCUCCCGGGCAGACUUAA
Coccidioides immitis RS is the source of this 408-nucleotide messenger RNA. RefSeq lists its product as uncharacterized. The transcript is spliced from 3 exons. The coding region runs from base 1 to 408 and encodes 135 amino acids. The record is from RefSeq and is a predicted model, not a curated record. NCBI's taxonomy places the organism in Eukaryota, Fungi, Ascomycota, Eurotiomycetes, Onygenales, Onygenaceae.